Aspergillus sclerotioniger CBS 115572 is the source of this 7173-nucleotide messenger RNA. It is a transcript of the gene tor, whose product is annotated as putative TOR pathway phosphatidylinositol 3-kinase TorA. Gene Ontology annotation, cellular component: nucleus; TORC1 complex; TORC2 complex. The transcript has 4 exons. The coding region runs from base 1 to 7173 and encodes 2390 amino acids. The record is from RefSeq and is a predicted model, not a curated record. Lineage: Eukaryota; Fungi; Ascomycota; Eurotiomycetes; Eurotiales; Aspergillaceae. Gene Ontology annotation, molecular function: protein-containing complex binding; protein binding; protein serine/threonine kinase activity. Gene Ontology annotation, biological process: TOR signaling; protein phosphorylation; negative regulation of macroautophagy.
AUGGCGCAAGCAGCUCCUAUUACGGACCUUACUAAUCGGCUCUUCGCCGAGUUGAAGUCCAAGAACGAGGAGACACGGGUGCGAGCCGCUUACGAGCUUUAUGACAACGUUGUUGCUAUCUCUCGAGAUUGGUCCCCCGAGAAGUUCCUUGAGUUUUUCAAUACGGUCAGUCAGCGCAUAGCACAACUGGUGGUUACCGGCAAUGACGCACACGAAAAGAUCGGUGGCCUGCUAGCCCUCGACCGCCUGAUAGACUUUGAUGGAGUGGACGCUGCGCAAAAGACUACUCGAUUUGCUAGUUAUUUGCGCAACGCCCUCCGCAGCAACGACAAUGCGGUGUUGAUCUAUGCGGCCAGGGCUCUUGGCCGUUUGGCUAAGCCAGGCGGAGCUCUCACCGCGGAGUUGGUGGAGAGCGAAAUACAAUCUGCCCUAGAGGCUCUUCAAUCAGAAAGGCAAGAAAGCCGCCGAUUUGCUGCUGUGCUUGUUAUCCGCGAGCUCGCCAAAGGCUCACCGACGCUCCUUUACGGCUUCGUCCCCCAGAUCUUCGAGCUCAUAUGGGUCGCUUUGAGAGACCCCAAGGUCCUUAUACGGGAAACUGCGGCUGAGGCGGUUAGUGAAUGUUUUGAAAUCAUUGCGGCUAGAGAUAUGCAGGUGCGACAAUUGUGGUUUGCGAGGAUAUACGAGGAAGCGCUUUUAUGCCUCAAAUCCAGCAACAUGGAUUGGAUACAUGGUUCGUUGUUGGUGUUAAAGGAGCUUCUUCUGAAGGGCGCAAUGUUCAUGAACGAACAUUAUCGGAACGCCUGCGAAAUAGUCCUCCGUCUCAAGGACCAUCGUGAUCCGAAGAUUCGCACCCAAGUCGUCUUGACGAUUCCGAUUCUCGCCUCUUACGCCCCACUUGACUUCACCGAGACGUAUCUCCAUAGAUUCAUGAUCUAUCUCCAGGCGCAGCUCAAGAGAGACAAGGAGCGAAACUCUGCAUUCAUCGCCAUUGGAAAGAUCGCAAAUGCCGUUGGGGUUGCUAUUGCACAAUAUCUCGAUGGCAUCAUUGUAUACAUCAGGGAGGGUCUUGCAAUGAAAGCACGGAACCGAGCUGCUGUCAAUGAAGCACCAAUGUUUGAGUGUAUCAGCAUGCUGUCGUUAGCCGUAGGCCAGGCGCUCAGCAAAUACAUGGAAGCAUUGCUCGAUCCCAUAUUCGCCUGCGGGCUGAGCGAGUCUCUUACACAAGCGCUGGUCGACAUGGCCCACUAUAUUCCACCAAUAAAACCCACAAUUCAAGAGAAAUUGCUGGACAUGUUAAGUUUGAUCCUCUAUGGCACCCCUUUUCGGCCCUUGGGAUGCCCGGAGAGCAGGCUACCUCCAAUGCCUUCAUUCAUGAGAGACUUCGCUCCUCAAGAGCUGCACUCCGACACGGAAAUUGCGCUUGCACUGCACACGCUAGGUAGUUUCGACUUCUCGGGUCAUAUCCUCAAUGAGUUUGUCCGUGAUGUGGCAAUCAACUAUGUUGAGAAUGACAAUCCUGAGAUCCGAAAAGCUUCGGCACUUACUUGCUGUCAGUUGUUUGUCCACGACCCGAUCAUCAACCAGACAAGCAGCCAUUCAAUCCAAGUUGUCAGUGAAGUUAUUGAUAAGCUCCUGACUGUUGGUGUCGGAGACCCUGACUCUGAGAUCCGACGUACAGUUCUGUGGUCGUUGGAUCGGAAAUUCGAUCGGCAUUUGGCCAGACCGGAAAACAUACGAUGCCUUUUUUUGGCAGUCAAUGACGAGGUAUUUCCCGUCAGAGAGGCAGCGAUCUGCAUCAUAGGUCGCCUCUCAAGUGUCAACCCGGCCUAUGUAUUCCCGCCGUUGCGUAAACUCCUUGUGAAUCUCCUGACAAGUCUUGGCUUUGCAAGCACUGCGCGUCAAAAGGAAGAAAGCGCCCAGCUUAUCAGUCUGUUUGUUUCGAAUGCAACAAAACUCAUCAGAUCCUAUGUUGAUCCUAUGGUGACCACGCUGCUUCCGAAGGCAACCGAUGCGAAUCCCGGCGUUGCCUCAACCACACUAAGGGCUGUCGGUGAACUCGCGAACGUUGGCGGCACCGAAAUGAAAACAUACCUACCACAGCUGAUGCCAAUAAUCCUGGAUGCCUUACAGGAUCUUUCUUCCCAUGCCAAGCGAGAAGCGGCUUUGAGAACUCUAGGCCAGCUGGCCAGCAAUUCUGGCUACGUUAUUGACCCAUACCUCGAAUAUUCCCACCUUCUUGCUGUGCUCAUCAAUAUCAUUAAGACUGAGCAGACUGGGUCUCUCCGCAAAGAGACUAUUAAGUUGCUUGGAAUUCUUGGAGCAUUGGAUCCGUACAAAUACCAGCAGAUCAGCGAGACAGCACCAGUAGUUCAUCACAUCAAUGAGGUGCAGACCGUAUCUGAUGUUGCUCUUAUCAUGCAAGGACUCACGCCGUCCAGUGAGGAAUAUUAUCCUACUGUUGUCAUCAACACGCUGAUGCAGAACAUUUUGCGUGAGACCUCUCUUGCUCAGCAUCACUCUGCAGUCAUUGAUGCCAUUGUUACGAUCUUCAAGACACUUGGCCUGAAAUGUGUACCGUUCCUUGGUCAGAUAAUACCCGGUUUCAUAUCCGUCAUCAGAGUAUCGCCUGUCAGUCGCCUUGAAUCGUACUUUAAUCAGAUGGCGAUCCUUGUCAAUAUCGUGAGGCAACACAUCCGAGCCUUUUUGCCUGAGAUCAUCGAGGUCGUCCGAGAAUUCUGGGCCGCAUCCUACCAAGUGCAGUCCACAAUCCUAUCACUCGUGGAGGCAAUCGCCAAGUCAUUGGAGGGCGAAUUCAGGAAAUACCUCGCUGGUCUCAUUCCCCCGAUGCUCGACACCCUUGAGACGGACAGCACGGCACGUCGCCAGCCUUCGGAGAGGAUUCUCCACACCUUCUUGAUAUUUGGUACGAGCGGAGAGGAAUACAUGCACUUGAUUGUUCCCUCUAUCGUCCGCCUCUUUGACAGGACUCAAAACCCACAGAACAUUCGGAAGGCUGCAAUCGAUACGCUCACCAAACUCUCGCGGCAGGUCAAUGUUUCGGACUUCGCAUCAUUGAUGGUUCAUUCUUUAUCCCGGGUCGUUGCAGGUAACGAUCGCUUGCUACGGCAAGCUGCUAUGGACUGCAUCUGUGCUCUGAUCUUCCAGCUUGGCCAGGACUUCAAUCACUACAUACACCUGCUGAACAAGGUUCUGAAAUACCAUCAGAUAAGCCAUGUCAACUACCACAUUUUGGUAACCAAGCUACAAAAGGGAGAUCCGCUUCCACAAGAUCUUAAUCCCGAUGAAAACUACGCGGCGCUGGCUGAUGAUACCAACUACGCCGAGAUUGGGCAAAAGAAGAUGGUUGUCAACCAGCAGCACUUGAAGAACGCUUGGGACGCCUCCCAGAAGUCUACACGCGAAGACUGGCAGGAAUGGAUCCGACGAUUCAGUGUGGAGUUACUGAAAGAAUCACCUUCUCCAGCCCUGCGAGCAUGCGCUAGUUUGGCUGGUGUCUACCAACCACUAGCAAGGGAUCUCUUCAAUGCGGCAUUCGUAUCUUGUUGGACUGAGCUGUAUGACCAGUACCAAGAAGAGCUUGUCCGUUCAAUCGAGAAGGCUCUGACUUCGCCAAAUAUCCCUCCCGAAAUCCUGCAGGUUCUUCUUAAUCUAGCAGAAUUCAUGGAACAUGAUGACAAGGCCCUUCCCAUCGAUAUCCGCACUCUUGGCAAGUAUGCCGCUAAAUGUCACGCAUUCGCAAAGGCUUUGCAUUACAAGGAACUCGAGUUUGAGCAAGACCAGAACUCAGGCGCAGUGGAGGCUUUGAUUACCAUCAAUAACCAACUUCAGCAAUCUGAUGCCGCUAUUGGUAUUCUGCGAAAGGCUCAGGCGUACCGAGAUGUGGAGCUCAAAGAAACUUGGUUCGAGAAGCUUCAGCGUUGGGAGGAAGCCCUUGCUGCAUACAAACGGCGUGAAAAGAUUGAUCCCGACUCCUUCGGAGUCACAAUGGGCAAGAUGCGGUGUCUUCACGCCCUUGGUGAGUGGAAGGUGCUGUCUGACCUCGCCCAGGAAAAAUGGAAUCAGGCAUCCCUCGAGCAUCGCAGGGCUAUUGCACCUCUAGCAGCAGCGGCUGCCUGGGGUCGCGGUCAGUGGGAAUUGAUGGAUUCUUAUCUCGGCGUCAUGAAGGAGCAGUCGCCAGAUCGAUCCUUCUUCGGCGCCAUUCUUGCCAUCCACCGGAACCAGUUCGAUGAGGCAACCAUGUAUAUUGAAAAGGCACGCAAUGGUUUGGACACCGAACUUUCAGCAUUGUUGGGAGAGUCAUACAAUCGUGCCUAUAAUGUUGUUGUACGUGUCCAGAUGCUUGCUGAGCUUGAGGAGAUCAUUACCUACAAGCAAAAUAUCGGCGAUCCGGAGAAGCAGGACUCGAUGCGACAAACAUGGAACAAACGGCUGCUGGGGUGCCAACAGAACGUGGAGGUAUGGCAGCGCAUGCUUAAGGUCAGGGCACUUGUUACGUCCCCUCGAGAGAAUCUCGACAUGUGGAUCAAGUUUGCCAAUCUGUGCCGCAAAUCCAACCGAAUGGGUCUCGCCGAGCGAUCGCUCGCAUCACUGGAAACCGUUGUUUCUGACAGCAAUGGCACACGGGCAGUUGCUCCGCCGGAGGUUACCUAUGCUCGGUUAAAGUUCAACUGGGCUACCGGACGCCAACGAGAUGCUCUUCAGAUGUUGAAAGAAUUCACUUCAAGCCUCACGGAAGAAUUCACACGGUUCAAUGCCCUCAUGAUGUCGCAGCCGGAUCAUAAUGGGGUGAACGGGGUCAACGGGGUGAAUGGGGUCAAUGGUAUUGCGGAUGCAAACCACGCAGAUGUCAUGGGGCUGCGUGAACGCAUCGGUGAUGUUGCUAAGUUCAGAAGGCUACUUGCCAAGAGCUACCUCAGACAAGGUGAAUGGCAGACAACCUUGCAACGAGGCGAUUGGAGACCGGAACAUGUUCGCGAAGUGCUCAACGCAUAUGCUGCUGCGACCAAGUACAAUCGCGACUCGUACAAGGCGUGGCAUUCGUGGGCCUUGGCCAAUUUUGAAGUUGUUACAACAAUCGCUAGUCAAGCCAGCAGAGAUGGCACGACAAUGGCCAUGGUCCCCGGCCACAUUGUGACGGAGCACGUAAUACCUGCUCUUCGCGGCUUCCUCAGGUCCAUCUCACUUUCGUCAACCUCGUCCUUGCAGGACACACUACGAUUGCUGACACUUUGGUUCACCCAUGGUGGCGACCAAGAAGUGAACAGCGUUGUCGCAGAGGGCUUCACGGCAGUGAACAUUGAUACCUGGCUUGCAGUCACACCUCAACUCAUAGCUCGCAUCAACCAACCUAAUAUCAGAGUCAGGAGUGCGGUUCAUCGGCUACUGGCUGAGGUUGGCAAGGUACAUCCUCAGGCCUUGGUAUAUCCGUUGACAGUUGCAAUGAAGUCUAAUGUUGCUCGGCGAUCGCAAUCCGCCAGCAAUAUUAUGGACAGCAUGCGGCAACACAGUGCCAAACUCGUGGAGCAGGCCGACGUUGUAAGUCAUGAGCUGAUUCGAGUUGCGGUCUUGUGGCACGAACUUUGGCAUGAAGGCCUAGAAGAAGCCUCUCGACUUUACUUUGGCGAUCACAAUGUGGAAGGAAUGUUUGCAACUCUAGCACCUCUACAUGAAAUGCUUGAUAAGGGAGCUGAGACAUUGCGCGAGGUGUCUUUUGCCCAGGCAUUCGGUCGCGAUCUUGCAGAGGCGAAGCACUACUGCAUGCUUUACCGAGAGACUGAAGAGAUCGGCGAUUUGAACCAAGCAUGGGAUCUCUACUACACGGUGUUCCGCAAGAUCAGCCGGCAGCUUCCACAGCUCUCUACGCUUGAUUUGAAAUACGUCUCCCCCAAACUCAAAGACUGUGUUGAUCUUGAUCUUGCUGUUCCCGGUACAUAUCAGAGCGGCAGACCCAUCAUCCGCAUCAUCAGCUUCGAUCCGAUCUUGCAUGUCCUACAAACCAAGAAGAGACCGCGAAGAAUGACGUUGAAGGGUAGUGACGGCAACUCUUACAUGUAUUGUGUUAAGGGGCAUGAAGACAUCCGACAAGACGAACGAGUCAUGCAGCUCUUUGGCUUGGUAAACACCCUCCUUGAUAACGAUGGAGAGAGUUUCAAGCGGCACCUGUCCGUACAACGGUUCCCUGCUAUUCCGUUGUCCCAGAGUUCCGGAAUUCUAGGGUGGGUUUCGAAUAGUGACACUCUGCAUGCGUUGAUCAAGGAAUAUCGGGAGAGUCGACGAAUCCUGCUGAACAUUGAGCACCGCAUCAUGCUGCAAAUGGCACCCGACUAUGAUAAUCUCACUCUCAUGCAAAAAGUGGAGGUGUUUGGAUACGCCAUGGACAAUACCACUGGAAAGGACCUAUAUCGCGUCCUGUGGCUCAAGAGUAGCAGCUCUGAGGCCUGGCUUGAGCGCCGCACAAAUUACACGCGUUCCCUCGGUGUCAUGUCCAUGGUGGGGUACAUCCUCGGCCUGGGCGAUCGCCAUCCAUCUAACCUGCUUCUGGAUCGGGUUACUGGCAAAGUGGUCCAUAUCGACUUCGGUGACUGUUUCGAGGUGGCAAUGCACCGAGAGAAGUACCCCGAGCGGGUGCCUUUCCGGUUGACUCGUAUGUUGACGUUUGCCAUGGAAGUCAGCAACAUUGAAGGAAGUUACCGUAUCACUUGUGAGGCGGUUAUGCGUGUUCUGAGAGAGAACAAGGAUUCUCUGAUGGCUGUGUUGGAAGCGUUCAUCCACGAUCCUUUGAUCAACUGGCGUUUAGGGAUCCGCGAGUCGCCAGACCGAAUGCCAUUCUCGGCGGAGCGCCGUCAAUCGGUUGUUUCCAACAUCAAUCUUGACCAUGGGGUCCAGCCCAGCAACUUCUCGCGUCACCGCCGGCCUUCUAUUCUCGAGGGUGGUAUCUUGGAUGCGCAGGAGGGGAUUCCCAACGAAGCCAGGGAAGCACAAAACGCACGAGCGCUCCAGGUGCUUGCCCGAGUCAAGGAGAAAUUGACUGGAAGAGACUUCAAGCAGAGUGAGGAACUCAACGUCAGCGACCAGGUGGACAAGCUUCUCGCUCAAGCCACUAGUGUCGAGAACAUCUGUCAGCAUUGGAUUGGAUGGUGCAGUUUCUGGUGA